CUCCAUAAGCAAGCGAAACCAUUUUCGUUCGUGCAGUGUCAAUCGCGUGCUACAUUAUGUAUUGUGCGUAAGAAAGUGCUUUUAUAUCUGUAAUAAAUUUUAUCGGUUGUUUAUGAAUAGAUGGUAGAGUGAAAAAGUGUUAUUGUGUUUGUUAGCUGCAAGUUAUGAAAUGUGGCGUUGGCAGAAUGACAUUGAUAUUUGAUGUGUGCGACAGGUGUGGGUAAAAAUACUGAAGUGUGUUGUUUGUUUCCACGGAUGCGGAAGGAAUAAAGAAUUUGCUGUAACAACAGAAAGAUUUGUUGCUGACGUGGAAUUUAGCUGUUCCAUAUUGGUCCAUGCUCAUCAAAAUCCCGCAGACCCGCGACCGGCUCUCGAGGACUGAUUUACAUUUAGAUGGGCAACGAGACUGACAGCAGGUGGGCGAGUGGCGCUGGGUAUGUGGCACCUCCUGGCGUUGUUGGCCCUUCCUUUGGCGAGGGGCGACGUCUUCACUCUCGGUUACCUGACGGGGUCCCAACGUCGCCGUGGGGAUCACGAGUACGUGCGACCUGGUCUCAGCAUUUCGGGCGCAAUUACCCUCGCCGUGACGGAACUGAACUCAGGGCCGUUGGGUGAUCGCGGACAUCGACUUGAGUUUGUGGUGGCAGAGACGCACGGCGACGAACUGGAGAGCAUCGCGCGCACGGCGGAUCUCUGGACCCAGAACGUGGCGGCUUACAUCGGUCCUCAAGAGACGUGCGUCACAGAGGCGCGCAUGGCCGCUGCCUUCAACCUGCCGAUGAUAUCGUAUUUCUGUAUGGAUUACGAAACGUCGGACAAGAGCCGAUAUCCGACGUUCGCCCGAACCCGACCACCGGACACUCAGAUCAGCAAGUCUGUGGUUUCCGUUCUACUAAACUUCAAUUGGACGCACGUCGCCUUCUUCUACCUGAAUUCAACCGACUCGGAGUUCCGCAAAAUCGGCUCAACUAUCCUGCAGGCUCUUCGAGCUGCAGCCAUCACCGUGCGUUUUGUCCGCUGCUGGAGUACGGCGUACUACCACGUCCAGGGCUAUAAGGACAACCCGUUCCUGCAGUUGGUACGCGACACGUACGGCGACACACGCAUCUACGUCAUAUUGGGUCACCAGGACGAACACCUCGGUCUCAUGAUCGCAAUGGAGGAGAUGAAGCUCUUCGACAAAGGCGAGUACUGGGUGGUGGGGGUGGACACGGAGCAGUACGACCCGGCCAACCCCGAGAAGUACCUCAAAGCUCUCCUGCGGGACGAGACUAACCCCACGGCACAGCGCGCCUUUCGCUUUUACCUCGGCGUCAUGCCGUCGCCUGCCACGGGUUUCGAGAACUUCAGCGAGCGGGUUAACUACUACAUGGAGCGACCACCGUUCAACUUCCCCAACCCGUUGAACUACUUGGGUGGACACAAGACGAUCCGCGCCGAAGCGGCUUACCUGUACGACGCCGUAAAUCUCUACGCUGAAGCAGUACUGGACCUCCUCGAUCGAAAGCAGGACCCCCGAAAUGGAACCGCUGUCAUCAGUGCUAUCAAGGGCAGGAACUAUCGAAGUGCCAUGGGGUACAUGGUGUACAUGGACCAGAACGGAGACGCAGAGGGUAAUUACACCCUGUUGGCUAGAAAGCCGCACCACAUUUCACCCCAUGAGUACGGCCUGUAUCCCGUGGGGGUAUUUACCCUCAGAGAAAAUCACGACGGACUUUUGGACCUCCACCUCACGGACUCCGUGGACUGGGUUAGUGGUCAUCCACCCAUCGCAGAGCCUCCGUGCGGCUUCCGUGAAGAGAAAUGCGUCACGCACACGGGCGAGAUAGCCGCAGGGGUUGCUGGUGGGCUGAUGCUGAUUCUGGUGGUGGUACUACUCGCGCUGUACCGGAACUGGAGAUACGAGCUGGAGCUGGACAGUCUACUAUGGAAGGUGGACUACAGGGACAUUCAGAUGAACGAGGACCAUCAGCAAUACGUUGGAGCCACUCUUGGUUCCAAGAUCGCUAGGGCGAUACAUCCGCUGAUACGCACGAGCCAGGUAUCCCUUAGUUCGAACCCGGACGCCGAUUUCCGCUAUUCCACGAUAUACACCCAGAUAGGAAUAUACAAGGGUCGCAUCUUCGCUAUAAAGAGAGUGCGGAAAAAAUCUGUGGACAUCACAAGGGAAAUGAAGAAGGAGCUCAAGAUGAUGAGAGACUUGCGUCAUGAUAACCUGAACGCGUUCAUCGGCGCCUGCACUGAUCCGCCCAACAUCUGCAUCGUGACGGAAUACUGCCCCAGAGGCAGCCUCAAGGACAUCCUUGAAAACGAAGACGUAAAACUGGAUAACAUGUUCAUAGCUUCGCUUGUCGGCGAUAUUAUUCGGGGCAUGACGUACCUCCACGACUCCCCACUGAGGGUGCAUGGAAACCUUAAGUCCUCUAAUUGCCUCGUGGACUCGCGUUGGGUCGUCAAGUUGGCGGAUUUUGGCCUCUACGAGUUCAAGAGAGAAGACUUCAGCAGCAACUGCGGCCUCCACAUAACAGAGCCUCAGCAGCUGCAGCAGGCUGCAGGCAGAUGCGAAGCCCUGCUCUACCGCGCCCCGGAGUUACUUCGGGCGAGUCAACUCGACCCGCUGAGUGUCGUGACGGGCUCUCAGAAAGGGGACGUUUACUCCUUUGGAGUCGUCCUGUAUGAGCUGCACGCCAGACACGGGCCCUUUGGGGAGCCCAGCCUCACGCCAACCGAGGUCCUGCUACGGGUGAUCCGACCGGAACCCGACCAGCCCCCGUUCAGACCGCAGCUGGAGCUCUUGGAGAACAGCUUCAACUUCGUACGCGACUGCCUCGUGGAAUGCUGGGCAGAAAAUCCGGAAGACCGCCCCGACUUCAAGACGAUCAGAACCAAACUUCGUCCCCUCAGGAAGGGCAUGAAACCAAACAUUUUCGACAACAUGAUGGCGAUGAUGGAAAAAUACGCCAACAACCUGGAAGCCUUAGUGGAUGAACGCACUGAUCAACUAGUCGAAGAGAAGAAAAAGACAGAGGCGCUGCUGUACGAGAUGCUCCCGCGCUACGUGGCAGAACAGCUUAAGCGCGGAAACAAAGUAGAAGCAGAGAGUUUCGACUGUGUCACGAUCUUCUUUAGUGACAUAGUGGGCUUCACCGCCAUGUCGGCCGAGAGCACACCAUUGCAGGUCGUGGACUUUCUGAACGAUCUCUACACGUGUUUCGACUCUACCAUUGAGAAUUACGACGUCUACAAAGUCGAGACGAUCGGAGACGCCUACAUGGUGGUUAGCGGACUGCCCGUCCGGAACGGAAUUCAGCACGCAGGCGAGAUAGCAUCAAUGUCACUUCAGCUCCUGGAGGCGGUAAAGAGGUUCUAUAUUCGCCACCGGCCCACAGACAACUUGAUGUUACGAAUCGGCAUACACUCGGGUCCGGUCUGCGCCGGUGUUGUCGGCCUCAAGAUGCCACGUUACUGCCUCUUCGGCGACACUGUCAACACAGCCAGCCGCAUGGAGUCGACGGGCGCACCGCUGAAGGUCCACUGCAGCUCAGAGUGCAAGGAUUUGCUGGACCGUGUGGGCGGCUACAUCGUGGCCGAACGAGGAAUUGUCCGCAUGAAGGGCAAGGGAGAUCAACGCACUUACUGGCUGCUGGGGGAGGACCCGGUGCACCGAGAACGUCGCUCUGAACAGAGGUCACGAUUCUGGCGUAAAUCGAGGACUCUCCCGGACAGCAACGGCUACCCUUGUGGCAUCGGUCCACGGAGUUCUCUGAAGAACAGGCCCGCAGCUGCUCUUCCCCUCGCCCGUUGCCUCAGCCUAGAAUCUCCAAAACGACUUCGUUUCGCCAGCGGGAAUUUGCUUGAACUGCAUCGGUACCAAAGAGACCCGCUACUGGAAGCCAUAACAGACGACAGCCCCUGCAAGACGACUGCACCGCGUCUCCUUGAAUCAGAGCGUUGCAGCUCAUCUUGCCCCUGCAUCAAGGUGCUGCCUCCAAGUAUCAACUGCAAGAAUAAUAGUGUUCCCGUGCUGUUUCCCGCGGUCUCCAGUUCGGCUCCCGCGAGCCCCUUCAGCGAUAGUGUUACCAUCACGUCGUCCCCCUCUACCCCUCACCACGAAGGUGAGGAAGGCAGUUUCCUCUGUGACGAACUUGACAAACCCCUCCUGGAAACUACUGCAGAGGAUGGUCUCCUUACUGACAGAGAGACGCCGGUCUAAAGGACGAUGGAGCUAAGCCGAUGAGCUCGUGGUGUAGACAAAGACAGACGAUGUUUUGAGAUGGCUUCCAGUCAGACACGUCAUACAUUGUUCUUCCAAGGACAUGACGCGGUCGAUUAUGUUAUCAUGGAUUUUUUCAUAAUUAUUGUCGUAUUAUUUAGUGCCAUAUAAUUUUCCGUGUUUGCCGUAAACUCAAAACUACGUUCACCGACAGUGGAACCUGAUUGCAGAAUGUUUUCGUGUUAGAGUAAGCGUGCAGAAACAGCAGCGAAGCCUGAUUGCCAUUGGAUAGUUUCUCUGUCACGUGACAUACAACACGAAAUUUGUAGCCUGUGAAACAAAAGACGAUUAUGUCAUGUGAAGACGGAUGGAUGUAAGAAAUUGUUGCGUGAGAAGGACCACGUGAUAUGAUUCUUUGUGUGUCUGACGAUAAAUUAAAACGUGGGAGUGCCUGGGCUGAAAUAUCCGUACAGGACUGAGAGUUGGUGUUCUCAGGGAAUUUUAUACGCGCCUCCGCGUACAGAUUAAUUUCCAUCUGACUUUUUUUUUUUACACAAACGAUAAUUAUGAUU
Messenger RNA from Zootermopsis nevadensis, 4785 nucleotides. Its product is annotated as guanylate cyclase 32E. Lineage: Eukaryota; Metazoa; Arthropoda; Insecta; Blattodea; Termopsidae. Gene Ontology annotation, biological process: cGMP biosynthetic process; intracellular signal transduction; protein phosphorylation. The record is from RefSeq and is a predicted model, not a curated record. Gene Ontology annotation, cellular component: plasma membrane. Gene Ontology annotation, molecular function: guanylate cyclase activity; adenylate cyclase activity; peptide receptor activity.